UUUAAUCGCCGUACGUACAUAGUACGGGGCUUGAUUUUUCUAAUGCAAUUUCAUUUAGAUAAAAAAAAUAAUCGCGUUUUUCAUGCGACAUUAGUGUACUACACACAAUCGUAGUUCGUAGGUAAAUACGGCGGCCGUGUCUACGACGCGUGUCGUCGUCCGAGUGACGAGGGUUGAUUUUCAAAUCGUAGCGCUCCGCCAAACAAAAUGGCGGGGGUCGUCCGACCUCCAUAACUGCUGCUGCUGCUGCCCCCGAGUCAAUAACCUCAAAAAAAAAAGUAGUGCAAAAAAAAAAAACAAUUUUCCUCGGCUGGCGUACGAGAAAUUUUAUUUAGGUCGUCCGCGUUGUUUGUUCGAUAAAUUAAUUCGUUACUCAACACCGUUCGCGUUAACCGGUCUCAUCUCGUAUGCAUCCUUCCGACCUCGGCCGCCGGCAGUGAUAUCCGCGCUCGGCUCGGUGUGUGCCCGCGGAACGUCCAGUGCGGCCGAUUGGUGGGUACCCGUCCAUCCGAACGGUGCUCGUUCGAAUUUUGGCUAAUUCAUUGCGGGUGUUUGGCAGGUGGACGUGUUUUCGAUGGCAGAGUCCACUACCGCUACAGUCACCGCGGUGGCCGUGUCCUUGCUGCUAAUCCUGCCGGUGGCCAUGUCCUCGGAACUGUUUAGGUGCACCAAGCCCGAAUUAGGCUCAUGCUACUGCGGCAAGACGACGUACGACCGACAGGAACUGUACGCGGUCAACUGCACGGGCACAGAGCUCACAAUGAAACAGAGCCUGGACGUUCUCAUGAACCUGCCCAACGAGACCGAGGUGUUGAUAUUCACCGGAAACUUUCUCCCAGAGUUGCCUUCCAACAUAUUUGGUGUCUACAGUACCAUGGAUAAACUACGGUACCUAGACAUGUCCAACAAUGGUAUACAAGAAAUCAAAGGAAAGAGUUAUCAUCGAGUUUCCAAAGUUGAGCGGCUGAUACUAAAUAAUAACAAGAUUGGGUUGAAUGGCAUUGGACUCCGUCAUCCCAGAGUAUUUUCAAACUUUGAGAGUUUGGUAGAACUUCAUCUGACUGACGCAUUUGCCGAUGAAAAUAUUGUAAACAUAACUACUGAUUUGUAUGAAGUAUUCGUCAAUAGUAAUUUAAGUCGUUUGGCCAAACUUCAUCUUGAACAAAAUAAAAUAAGUGUUAUAACAGAACCUCGUGUUUUUUGCCCAUUGCCCCGUCUACUUGACCUACAUCUCAGCAAUAAUCAACUUACUGGCAUUGAUUUCAAUAUAGACUGUAUGUCUAAUUUGCGUUUCAUUGACUUAGAAGGUAAUCGUAUACGUGGACUGGCCGAUGAACAACUUUCAGCCUUAGAUACUGUUCAGUCAGGCAAUAAAUCUUUGGUUAUCGAUUUGUCCAACAACCCAUUUUCAUGUGGUUGUAACAUUGAAAACCUAUAUAGUUGGUUACAUACCACCAAGGUAAUUGUUCGUAACAGUGAAUCAAUUCGAUGUAUCCAAGAUUUGUCAAAAAAUCCUCUUGAUCCAUACGCUGCAUAUCGCAAUGAUUGUCCAAGUCCAGUACGCACUACACUUGUUGAUGGUAAUCAUGGCAAUCACAAAUUGAUAAUGUUGUUAGUGUUUUGUGCUGUACUAGCAUUUUUGGGUGCUGUAUUAUAUGUAUCAAGAUUUGGACUAAAACGAUUAAGACCUGAAUUUAACACCUCUUCAAGAAAGAUACAUUAUACAACCAUUGGAAAAUGUGAAGAACAAGAAAUACAUGUAUGAUAAUAUGACAAAUGAUUAGUGGUGUUAACAUUAUGGCAUGUGGAAAUUCCGACUCAUGCUUUAGGGAAAGACUGAUAACCAUUUUUUUUAAAAUUCAAUAAAUUAUUUAAAGAGUAUUUAUGAAUUGUUAUUCUUUUGUACAGUAAUGUUAUGAAAUUUAGAACGAACAAUUUUAAAAGAAAAUGUUUAAGUUUUUGUUUAAAAAAAAUUUUUGAUCGAAGCAAGUUUUUUUAUUUUUU
Molecule: messenger RNA, 2004 nt
Organism: Sipha flava (yellow sugarcane aphid)
Lineage: Eukaryota; Metazoa; Arthropoda; Insecta; Hemiptera; Aphididae
Product: phospholipase A2 inhibitor
Exons: 3
Coding region: 575-1765 (396 amino acids)
Cellular component (GO): membrane
Molecular function (GO): protein binding
Source: RefSeq, a predicted model, not a curated record